Exserohilum turcica Et28A is the source of this 768-nucleotide messenger RNA. RefSeq lists its product as uncharacterized. The record is from RefSeq and is a predicted model, not a curated record. The transcript has a single exon. Lineage: Eukaryota; Fungi; Ascomycota; Dothideomycetes; Pleosporales; Pleosporaceae. Bases 1 to 768 code for a protein of 255 amino acids.
AUGCCAUUCGCCAGUUACUCCGAGCUCGCAGCCUAUGCCGAGGCUAACUUUCCAACCGCGUUCCGAGCGCUACCCGAUCCAAACACAUAUGCGAUUGUCAAAUCGAGCCCUUUGGGACCGAGAGUCAAAAUAGGGUAUUCAUCCGUAGAUUCACAGUCCGCUGUCUGGGCGCUGCUAUGGAGUUGCCAUGGCCAGAUCACAUACAUCGACGGUGAUGGAUGGAUCCCGGUUGGCAGUUUCACGCUUGAAGAGCCCUACUCCCAGCUAUGGGAUGGAGAGGCACAGCAGAAUGCGCUGGGCCAUCCAGAUGUAUUUGAUGCCUUCAUCAGGUAUAGCAUCAUGGCUAUGGGUCAACCAGGGUACCUUCAGGUAUCCAACAACCCACUUCGCUACCAUUUCCAACCAGUAUUCCGAGAACUAUGCGAAGGAUGGCCCAAGGCCUCCCUUGCUGAUGGAGACAAUGGAGAAGAGAAUACCGCAACAGUAGACCAUCCAGAUAUGCUUGUCUCGUCAGUAAAGCUACAUCACCUACUGUCAGAGAUCGAGCGACUAACGCUCCAGUCCAAGACCUCCCAAGUACUUCUUGAAGUCUUUGAACACGCCCACAGACGCAAACAUGGUCAACACCGGCGGCGCGCCGCGAAAACUAAGAGACAAAUUAAAGGACUGCAGUAUAAGCUUUUGUUCGCGAAUUGGGCGGCACAAGGAUGGAUGAUCAAGUACGAGAGGUUGAAGGAGGAUUUGCGGAAAUUAGCUGGAGAAAAUUAG